Molecule: messenger RNA, 1955 nt
Organism: Dicentrarchus labrax (European seabass)
Lineage: Eukaryota; Metazoa; Chordata; Actinopteri; Moronidae
Gene: eif6
Product: eukaryotic translation initiation factor 6
Exons: 7
Coding region: 248-988 (246 amino acids)
Biological process (GO): cytosolic ribosome assembly; ribosomal subunit export from nucleus; maturation of LSU-rRNA
Cellular component (GO): preribosome, large subunit precursor; cytosol; nucleolus
Molecular function (GO): ribosomal large subunit binding
Source: RefSeq, a predicted model, not a curated record
AAUUUAACACAUUAAUAAAAAUAAAACGCUCUUUGACUCCUCGCUGUGUGCGUGCUACGUCCUACGUCAUCACGUUAACCCGGUUGAGGCGGAAGUGAACACGUGCGGCAGCAGGAGGAUCACCACGCAGGCUGAGCGACCGCGACCCUUCCUCAGGAUCAGAAGUGAACCCUCAUCUUCCUCAUCUUCCUCCUCUUCCUCAUCUUCCUCCUCUUCCUCCUCUUCCUCCUCCUCCUCUUCCUCCAUCAUGGCUGUGAGAGCCUCGUUCGAGAAGAACAAUGAGAUCGGCUGCUUCGCCAAACUCACCAACACCUACUGCCUGGUGGCCAUCGGCGGCUCCGAGAACUUCUACAGUGUGUUCGAAGGGGAACUGUCAGAAACCAUCCCAGUGGUCCACGCCUCCAUAGCGGGCUGUCGCAUCAUAGGGAGGAUGUGUGUGGGUAACCGCCACGGUCUUCUGGUGCCCAACAACACGACGGACCAGGAGCUGCAGCACAUCAGAAACUGCCUGCCGGACGCCGUGAGGAUCCAGAGAGUGGAGGAGAGGCUGUCUGCUCUCGGAAACGUCGUCGCCUGCAACGACUACGUAGCGCUGGUCCACCCCGACCUGGACAGGGAGACCGAGGAGAUCCUCGCAGACAUUCUGAAGGUGGAGGUUUUCCGUCAGACGGUAGCGGAGCAGGUCCUGGUCGGCUCCUACUGCGCGUUCAGCAACCAGGGAGGCCUCGUCCACCCAAAGACGUCUAUAGAAGACCAGGACGAGCUGUCGUCUCUGCUCCAGGUUCCUCUAGUGGCCGGCACCGUGAACCGGGGCAGCGAGGUGAUCGCGGGGGGGAUGGUGGUCAACGACUGGUGUGCGUUCUGCGGCCUGGACACCACCAGCACCGAGCUGUCCGUCAUCGAGAGCGUCUUCAGACUCAGCGACUCAGCGCAGCCCUCCGCCAUCGCCACCAGCAUGAGGGACUCUCUGAUUGACAGCAUGGCGUAAGCGGUUUCCCGCCGCCGAAGAGCUUCUGCUGCGGGUCGCCUGGUCUCACACAGGAUGCCAACAAGCUGCUGGACCUCAUUUCUCAACUUAAAAACACCUCCUUCCACACAGGACAGUCCACUUUCACUCAGGAGUCAGCACUCCCACCUGCAGACAUCUUACAGGCUCAUUUUCUACUUUUUUUUUUUUUUUGGUGUUUGGUUCCCUGAAACCUCUCCUGGUUACCUCAGUCAUUCUUAAAAUCAGCUCCGGGUGAACCAGGUUCAGCUGUACACCCGCCACCCCCCCUCUAAUGUUGGCUGGGACUGGUGGAGGUGAUUUAGUGUCAGAGAGCUCACAGUUGUGGGGAUCUGGAGGUCUUUUGGUGCAGAAAUGGAGAGAGAGAAGCUCUCUGAGUUGAGGAAUCCAAUAUUUCAGCAUUUCUGGCACUAAUUUGAAUUAUUUUUUUAACCAAACAGGUAGAUUUAGAUGUUUUCUCGCAGUUCGGGGAAACUUAAAGUGACCAGUGCUGCGCUCAUUGAAAUUAAAAGUCAAAUUUAUUUUUGUGCCUGUAUCGUUGAAAAAAGUCACAAUAGGAAAAAGGUUGUGGUUGUAAUCCUGAUGGGAAACUGUUGCCUCGACAGAAUCACCUCUGUUAAUAGUUCGUCAACUCUGAAUACACACACACACACACACACACACACACACACACACACCAAACUGCCAAAUGUAUCGCCCUACAAUCUGGUGUUAGAAGGAUGAAAUUGAAAGUACUGCAGGUUUAAGAGUGACGGUGAACAACAGGCAGUCUGAUAAACACACAGGUGGAGUUCAGUGUCGGGGCUGUUGUACGUAACGUUGCUACAGAUUGAAGCAGAGAUGAUGAAUGUGAUGAUUCAAACUGUCUAACUAACCGAGCUCUGCCUCUGAACUGGUUGUUUCUUAAAGAAUGUUGUCUUGUAAAAUAAAAUAAAUCACCCUCUUUUUA